AUGCGGCGUAUUGGUCUCGAAUAUUCUAGUCAGGAUAGAGAGAACCCACAAAUGGCUCUUAAAAGCAACGAAACGCGCGCCGCAAUGAGACAGCAAUGUCGAGAGGCACUAUCGGCACAUAUCCAUAAUCGACUGGGCCUUGAUAUUGCGCCCAGCCAAGUUCGCCUCCAGCCACCAGUUGAGGAUGGAUACGCCUGGUCAGUGACGGAAUCCAAGAAAUCAUUACUGCAGUCGAGCCUCAGCAAUGGAAGCGUCGGUCUAUUUCGGGCCAUAAGUGAAGAACUGGGCCGGUCACUCGAAGCAGUUACACCGCAGACCCUGCAGGAUUCUGACUUGGAGCGGGACGAUGAUCCAGGGGAAGAAGAAGAUCUAAGAGUGCAUGAGGAAGAAGAUGGGUCAUUUACAGCAAAAAUCCGCCAACUGGAAGGCACGAACCGUGAGCUGGGGGUUGAGCUCGAUCGUACCCGGGUCCGACUAGACGACGCCCGCAGCAAGCGCGAUCGAUACCAGACAAAGACUCGUCGGCUUCAGAGUGAGCUUGAAGCCAGCUCACUCCGCACCAGUCGACUGGAGACUGAAUUGACGCGUGUCAGAGCGGGAAUCACCGAGGCGAUGAAGGCUUUGCAAAGCCACGGAAAUCAGAACAGUACCUCACCGGCGGAAGAACGCAAUGGAACUGGAUAUCAGGAGAGAUCCCGCGAAGUGGCACCGUAG
This is a messenger RNA of Penicillium canescens, 714 nucleotides long. RefSeq lists its product as uncharacterized. The transcript has 3 exons. Bases 1 to 714 code for a protein of 237 amino acids. Lineage: Eukaryota; Fungi; Ascomycota; Eurotiomycetes; Eurotiales; Aspergillaceae. The record is from RefSeq and is a predicted model, not a curated record.